Dioszegia hungarica is the source of this 1368-nucleotide messenger RNA. RefSeq lists its product as uncharacterized. NCBI's taxonomy places the organism in Eukaryota, Fungi, Basidiomycota, Tremellomycetes, Tremellales, Bulleribasidiaceae. Bases 1 to 1368 code for a protein of 455 amino acids. The record is from RefSeq and is a predicted model, not a curated record. The transcript has 4 exons.
AUGACCCGCCGUCUCCUUGCGACACUCUCGGCCCUCCCCUCUUCUUCAGCAACCCCGCCGCCCCUCGCUCCUCCUUACGCGCACUCCACCGCUCCCCGCUCCACUCCAUCACUGAGGCCACCAUACGCUCACUCCCUCUCGCCGAGCACCGCCGGAGGGAGCAACACGAGCCGUAUCAACGCGCCGUACCGCUUCUCUAUACCCCCAGCGGGCGUAUCGGGCGGUACUGGCGCAGAAGUAGGCCAGGCGGAGGCGUGGAGGGCCUGGGCGAUGGGGGUGCUGGGGUCUGAGGAGGGACGGAGAGGGGUGGAGAAGGUAUGGGAGGAGACGCUGGAGGGGUUGGAGCGAGCCAAAGUGGAUAGCUCCAGAAUCCCAGCAGUAUCGUAUCUCUCUUUGAGCGAAUACCUGGCGAACCCAACGGCGGCACAAGCUAUAAAAUCCACCGGAAGCGUGGUCGUGCGGGAUGUCAUCCCUGAUGGGCUGGCACUGGCAUGGGCGAGGGACAUAUCCGAAGCGAUGAGCCGGCGGGGUGGGGACGCGGUAUACUGGCACCCCGCUCUCCUCGCUGCGCGCUCCAAUCCCUCUUUACUCAACACAUCCUCGGCCAUCCUAUCCGCUCUGUCCGGCACAGAGGGGGACGAGGCGUACAUCCUCGCCGAGAGUGUCAGGGAAGGUCUGGGCAAUGCUGGGGCUGGACGAUGGAGUACAGGGGAUGUUCGAGAUGUCUGGGCAGUACGGGACGAGACCGCGGCUGUUUCUACCCCGCUCCUCUCCCAUCUGGCGCUUACCCCACCCACCUCCUCCCCCACCUCCAUCUACUCGACGAUCCACACGGCCGCCUACGCCCUGCUUCGCCCAUUCUUCUGUCCUGUUCGAUCGAGGAUCUCUUUCUACUCUUCGGCAGAGUAUCUCUCGGCCUCGAACUGGCGUCUCGCCGAGGUGACCGAAAUCACCUCGUCCACUGCAGUCAGUGGCGCGGGCACGGAGCAGAUUACAGAAGUAGGAGAAGGGGGAGAUCGGCCACACCUCCUCGACCUGCCCGUCACGCCCAUCUCCCUCAAUCCAGGGGACGUCAUCCUCCGGAACUCCCUCCUCCCCUCUCCUAUCUCUACCUCUACCUCAAGCCCGGAAUCGGCUGAAAAUGGUCAAGCCUUCUUGCCGCUCACGCUGCUUCCCCGGACAACCAACAAUACCGCGCACAUCGCACUGCAGCGCCGAGCGUACGAGGCGGGUCUGCCGCCCAAGCUUGGCGCUGCGGGCGGGGACGGGGGCGGAGGAUGGGGAGAGAGGGGCGCGAUCAGGGUGGAAGAGACAUUUGGGGAGGGUGCGUUGGGUGGAUCGAGAGGGAGGGGAGUGAUGGGGUACUAA